UAUGCAUGUCAGCAGUGCACGCAGAAACGUGGCGGUAUUAUUCAUCGUGCACCAGGUGUAAUGCAUUGCACAUGUUGAUAGUCAGCGAGGAGCAGCGGUGUGCUCUGUUUACCUUCUGCAGAAAGGUACAACCCUAUGGGGCCUUCCAGUAUAUUCUGAACUAGCGAGUCUGAAUGCUCUGGAGUCUUUUUUUGUCUCGGGAACUAACAUUUGCCUCUCAUUUCACAUCACAUUUCAAGUCACAGGAAGACCAGCAAUUGUGAUCGUUCAUUCUUACUCUGGAUACUCCGCCCUGUUGGGAAACUUGGCCUGUGCUGCAGUCAGAUUUAUCCUUGAAACCUCAGGUGACGUCACCACCCACCAUGAGAUCCUUGCGUCGAUACCAUUCACUAGCCACCGGUGCCUUGAUCAUGUUCACAUUUGACCGCAUCGUUUUGCCUUACUUUACCUCGACCUUAUCUCAGUCCAGUCCGAGUCUUGGCAAGACAAGAGUAUACAGAUUCAAUGGAAGGCAGAUGCAGCAACUUCAUGAGUUUUGUACUUGGACAGUCCGCACUGAUUGUGUUCUUCUGAAGACCGCGUCCGGAAAGACGCCAAUUCACAUACAUGACAUUGUGAUUGACCAUUCGGUGUCUAAGGACAUUAAACUGAAAGGAACAUGGGAAUCUGAAAACAUCGACCUUGUCUUAUCCGAAUUAAAGAAAGACCCUGAACUUGGGUUCAUGGAUGUAGGGGCUCAUGUUGGCGCCUUCUCCUUGUCUGUGGCCAAGUUCGGGAGGAAGGUCGUGUCUGUGGAUCCUCUCGUAGAGAAUGUCCUGAGGCUAUGUAAGUCGAUCCAGAAAGGGGGUUUCACGGACAGGAUGACAAUCUUUUUUAAUCCUCUUGGUGCAAACCAUUCCCUGGUGAAUUUUGAACGCCCAGAAGAAGGUAAUUUGGGAGGUACAAAGGUGGUGGCAUCGUCUGGGUCUUCUUCUCCGUCACCAUGCCAUGAACCCACCGACACGUAUACGAUAACCCUUGACAAUACAUUACCCUACCUGCCAUUUAAAAAAGCUGUUCUAAAAAUUGACGUAGAAAAUUAUGAAUAUUUUGUUCUCAAAGGUGCUGGAAAGUUUUUCGAGGAGAUAGAGGUGCCUGCGAUUCUAAUGGAAUGGGUAUUCAAGAAAAACGAUGUCAAUGGUAAACACCUAGUAGCUUUAUUAUCAAAUUGGGGUUAUUCUGCAUACGAACCAACUAUUGGAGGCAAGAAACUCGACCUUGAUCGAUUCCAAAACUGGAAAUAUCUUGAUGUCCUUUGGAAAAAAGUAAACGUUUGAGCACCAGCACCCAAUCAUCUCUUAUCUAAACUGCCCAUGGAAUUUUGUAAAGAAUGUAUGCAUCUUGGUAGGUCUGUACCGAAUUUAAAGGCAUUCAUAGAAAAUAAAUAUGUAUGCUAAGAUAAUUAAAUAUUGAUAUAAAUGAUCAAAUCUCCAUCAUAAUAAUACCCUUAACCAGGUUCCAUCUAUGUAGCUUGUGUCCACCAACUCCAACACCCCUAGAUCUGUGAAGCUCAUCUCCAUUUUGAAAGGCACUUUGACCAUGGUUUCGUUCUGAAACGGUCGUGUUCGCCAGUUAUCGCCUUUGGUUGACCAGAUCGACGGUAUUUGUCUUUCGAUAUUGUGAUUGUACUCUCCUUAUUAUUGACUGUGAAACGUUAAACGAAAGUAUAAAGUAAUGUUUCUAGUUCGCCUGGGUCAUCUAUGUGUACAGAUACUUCUACAUACAACGUAUGUAGUAGAAGAUCCGAUAUAUGAUAUGCUGCAACUUGUACAUCAGUAUAACCUUAGCCAGUAUAACUAUGUCAACAAUUGUCUUAUUAAGAAAUGCUGGUCCAAGGCCGUAAAUGAUGCUAUUAAUCUCAUCGAGACAAUUUAUUCUAUGUUCAUCUUAUUUCAUGACUUCUGUCAAGAUAUGUCAGUAUAAGAUCCAGUAAUGAACACUAUCUCUCGAUGCUAGCGGCAGAGAAGAAGUACCAGUUAACUGAUAUUGCACGAUUUGUAUUCUAUGGAUCAGCUGAAAUUGUUUCCAGAGAACUGUAUUGUCAAACUGUUGUCAAUAACAUUGUAAGCACGUGUUUAUGUUUGUUUGAUCAAUAUGAAUGACCAACAUGUACUCUUCAAUACCACAUGUGAUACUCUGGAUGUAAAUACUUUUGUUAAGUUCUGGGAGAGUGAUAAUGUUAUUCUUGCAUUUUACUUGGUCGAUGUCCAAAAGAAUGUAUUUAUAGAACUAGAAAGAGAUGUGUGGACAAAAGGAAUUAUUAACGUAAGCCAUAUUAUAAGGAAAUGGCGAUACCUGCUAAGACGCUUGUAUGUAUAUACAUGUAUAUGAACAUUCUUAACUAUAUGUCAAUAAUCCAUGUUAAUCAUAUAAUAUAACUUAAAAUUAUAUUAUAGUAUGACUGCAUAUUGUAAUUUUCAUUCAACAAGGGAAUAAAGAAUAUCUCAAU
Haliotis rubra (blacklip abalone) is the source of this 2488-nucleotide messenger RNA. RefSeq lists its product as uncharacterized. Bases 363 to 1316 code for a protein of 317 amino acids. The record is from RefSeq and is a predicted model, not a curated record. Lineage: Eukaryota; Metazoa; Mollusca; Gastropoda; Lepetellida; Haliotidae. The transcript is spliced from 2 exons.